Molecule: messenger RNA, 837 nt
Organism: Entrophospora sp. SA101
Lineage: Eukaryota; Fungi; Glomeromycota; Glomeromycetes; Entrophosporales; Entrophosporaceae
Source: the annotation of a GenBank genome assembly
AUGAACAAUUUAAUAAAAUUAAAUAAUUCAUUGUCUAGAAAAUUUAUAAUUUCAAUAUUUACAUAUUUCUCAAUAUUAUUUUCUACAUGUUUAUCAUAUAAUAAUGAUGAUAAGAACCUUCAAAAAAGUAACAUUUUCAAUAAACGAGAACCAUUAAAAAAUGAUACAGCUUCAGAUACAUCAAAUAAUUAUAUGAAUGAUAUGCUAAAUGAGACAUCAACAUUGCUUUUAGAAAAUAAAAUAACAUUAAUAGUUGUUGGAGCGGUGUUUUUUAUAUUGGUGAUUUUUUAUUUUUAUGCUCGGGGGAAACAUAAGGAGGGAAGAAAUACAAUUAUAUUUACAACAACAUUGAUUAUAGUAGAUUUAAUAUUAGAUCUUGCAUUUUUAACAAAUAAUAUACUUAGACCCGAUGGUAGAUAUUUACUAAUUCCAAGUUUGGUGGCACUUGCUUUACCAGCUGGAGUCAAUUUAUUACUGGCAUUGACAAUAAUUAUUAACCAAAGUCGCAAAAAGAACAAUCUAGAGUUUAAAGCUUGGUUACGUAGUCAUACAGGUUUUGCUUCUGCAAUGACAAUUUUAUCAAUGUUAAAUAUUGAGGCCUUGAGGAUAUUAAAUUCAAAUUUUUUAGAUAAAGAAAUUUUCAGUGCUAAUUUUAAUCGAAAAGCUUUAAAAUUAAUCAUUAUUGGUGGUUUGAUUAAUAUGUUUAUUGAAGAUAUACCACAACUUGUAAUUUUAAUUAUUUAUAAACAUGGAAGAAAUGAAUUAGAAUUCAUACCAUUUUUAACAUUAGUAUCAAGUUCAAUAUUAUUAUUGACUCAUGAGAAAACUUUGAUGUAA